Aureococcus anophagefferens is the source of this 630-nucleotide messenger RNA. RefSeq lists its product as hypothetical. Gene Ontology annotation, cellular component: endoplasmic reticulum. The record is from RefSeq and is a predicted model, not a curated record. NCBI's taxonomy places the organism in Eukaryota, Pelagophyceae, Pelagomonadales, Pelagomonadaceae. The transcript is spliced from 3 exons. The annotation marks the transcript as partial.
GCCGGCGCGACGGGCAUGGACAAGCGGCCGAGCUCCCUGAGCCGCGACGGCGCCAAGGCCGCGAGCCACCGCCGCGUGCCCGCGUUCCGCAUCGACCCCACGGCGGUCUCCAACGACCAGUUCAAGCGCUUCGUGCGCGACACGCAGUACCUCACGGAGGCGGAGAACUUCCGCUGGUCCUUCGUCCUCGAGCUCACGGCGUCGAACGCGACGAUUAACCAGUCGGACGCGAAGAACGGCCUGGGCCGCGUCCAGGCGUCGCCCUGGUGGAUGGGCGUCUUCGGCGCGUACUGGCGCAAGCCCGAGGGGCCCGACUCGUCGCUCCGGGGCCGCGGCGACCACCCGGCGACGCACAUCUCCUGGAACGACGCGAGCGCGUACUGCAAGUGGGCGGGCCGGCGGCUGCCGACGGAGGUCGAGUGGGAGAUGGCCGCGCGCGGCGGCCUCGAGGACGAGCCCUUCCCGUGGGGCGACGCGGACCACGACCCGUGGACGCGGCUCAACGCGUGGGAGGGCGAGUUCCCCGACGAGAACUCGGCGCGCGACGGCUUCGUCGGCCCGGGGCCCGUCGACGCCUACGCGCCCAACGCCUUCGGCAUCUACAACGCGCUCGGCAACGUCUGGGAGUGG